GAAUGCAAGCUUCAAAGAAUAAAACCACAAAAAAUGCAGAACCAUUCUACAGGCUUUCAGUGCCAAAGCAGAAGACCAGUUCUGAGAUUAUAAAUGAAGCCAGAAAUGCUCUACGAACACUAAGAACUCAGAGACCUUUUACACCUGCAGAGGAUCAAAGAAAACUCUUUGGAUCUGGAUCCUCGCGAGCUCCUCAAAAUAGACCCCCUUCAGUUUUUAGUCUUCAUGCAUCCAGUUUUGAUUUGGCUGAAUCAAGACCAGUGUCUGGUGUUCGUCUUAGCCCACUGGAUCAUAAACCAAUACUUGUCACUUUUGCAAAAGAUGAAGAUUCUUCUAUUUCCCUUCCAAAACCUCCUGCUGAUGCUCCAGAGGUUAGAAAAGUCAGCAGUGCUCGGGCACGCUUGUUGAGAAGAACUUCUCAGGUUAAUUUCCUUUCUGCUAAAAUGAUUCCUCCUGAUCAGAGUGAAGAGAAUCUAGAUUCUGAAGAACCAGCUAUGAUGAAUAAUCUUUGCAGAAGUAAUAAUAACUGCUUAGCAGAGCAGAGGUCAUACACACCAUUUAAUGAUGAAAGCAGACAAUUACUUUGUAAUGAGCAUAUCAGCAGAUCAGAGAGGGAAGACUUCCUAAAAGGGACAGAAGGAAAAUUUUUUUUUCAACUGAGAAGAGAAAGUGACGAGAUGAAAAAGCCUGACACUAGUUCAUCAUGGCCAAGGAGUACAGGCUGGAAGAGAAGAGUAACAGGCUCAGAGGAUGAAACAAGAAUAAACGAAUUGGAAGAGGAAGAAAUCUUUUGGCAUGUAAAGAUUCUACCAAUUCUUCAUGAACUGGAAAAAGUAGAAGACAAUGUAGAAAAUCUUUGUCUGGCUUGCACCAAGCUCUAUCAAGCCUUGAAUGAAGGGAAUAUGCUUGGAAAAAGAUUUAAAAGAAGAAGUGUGCUUCUGAAGACAUUAUAUAAACUUGUAGAUGUUGAUUCAGAUCCGCUUUGCCUGAAGCUGGCAAAGAUUAUUCUGGCUAUGAAAGUGGAUGGAAAAAAUCUUCUCCAUGUUUGUAAGCUUGCAUUUAAAAUUUGCAGGAAUGAAAAAAAUGAUUACAUCAUUCAAAAUGAUAGAUUAUUGGAUUGUUUGUUGGAGGUCCUGAGAACUGAAGAUCUACAAAAAAACAAUGAAGCUCUCCUGUAUUGCAUGGGAGCUAUAAAAUUCAUGUCUGGAAAUGCAGUACUACUUAAUGAAAUGGCCAACAAAGGAGCUGUUGAAAUGUUUCUGCAAUUAGUGAAGCAGAUUAAUAAUAUAAAGGAAAAUGACACACAUUUCUCCAACUUGGGUCACCUAUUAGUCCAGCUGACAGCUAGUUUACGAAACUUGGCUGACUUACCUCCGGCAAGGCGCCAGCUCCUUUGCAACGGUGCAGUCUCUGAGCUCUGUGUGGCGCUAGAGCAGCGUAUGAAUGAUAAGGAUGUAUGCACCUAUAUUGUCAGGAUAUUCAGCAAACUUUCUUCCUACAAUGACUUCUGUGGAGCUUUAGCAGACUGCUCCAGAUGUUACAUCUUAUUUUUAGCCUUACUAAACAAACACCAGAAUCAGCAGGAUUUGGUUAUCCGUAUCAUCUUCAUUCUUGGCAAUUUAACAGCAAAGAAUAACCAGGCCCGUGAGCAAUUUUUUAAAGAAAAAGGAAGUGUUAACACCUUGAUAUCAUUAUUUCAAACCUACCGUGAACUUGAUUUGAAUGCACAGAAAUGCUACCAUGAAAGAGGAGGGGAAGAAAAAAGCCACCCAAAGCAUCCUUCCGAAGCAGAAGAUGUUCUGAUAAAACUGAUAAGAGUGCUGGCCAAUCUCUCCAUUCAUCCCAGCAUAGGAGCAGCUCUGGCAGCUGCCCAUCGUGUUGUAGAAUUGCUUGUUACGGUAUUAGAGUACAAGUCAGUUGAUGACUGUGAGGAGUUGGUCAUCAGUGCUGCGACAACAAUCAACAAUUUAUCCUACUACGAAGUGAAGAGUUCUGCUGUUCAAGACAAGAAGCUACAUAUUGCUGAAAUGCUUUUAAAGCUGCUAAUGAGCAACAGUAUGGAUGGAGUUGUGGAGGCUGUCAGAGUCUUUGGCAAUCUUUCCCGGUAUCAUGAGAUCUGUGACUUCAUCAUACAGAAAAAGAUACACAAGUUCAUGAUUGCUUUGCUUGAUGCCAAGAACCAAGAUGUGUGUUUUUCUGCCUGUGGAGUUCUGCUCAAUCUCACAGUAGAUAAGAAUAAACGAACUUUUCUGAUGGAAGAAGGAGGAAUUGGAAAGUUAGUUGACUGCUUACAAGACUUUGGGCCAGCAGACUGGCAGCUGGCUUGUUUGAUAUGCAAAACCCUGUGGAACUACAGUGAAGACAUCACGAGUGCAGCCUCAUACUUUGGAGAAGACACUGACACAUUGCUGGUGCUGCUCACAUCGCUCUUAGAUGAAGAGCUGGUGUUGGGUUACAGCCUCAACAGAGAUUCAAGGGACUACCACAGACUAUAUUGGGAAAGAGAGUUCAAACCUGUGGCAGAAAAACUUCUUGAUAGAAUUGAAAGCCAUCACUCCUUUCUUCCAACUGUGACUAUUACUCCCUUUUAAUCAUUGUUUGGUUUUUGUGGUGUAGAUCGUACAGUUUUAUAUUUCUCAUAUAUCUGUACAUUGCCAUCGGUGAGCAUGGCAAUUUAAUUCUAAAACAAUCAGUAAAGCCUGGCAUUUACCGACUUCUGUCAGUAUGAAAUUUUUGCAUGUGUGAUUUUGCCAAUACAUUUGAGCUGAUCAAGCUGCUGUUCAGUGUGAUUUGUUUAUUAAUUGCAGUUUCUUGGUUGGGAAAAUGAAACAAAACUAUUUAGUGACCUUUUAAUUUUUGAAAGGUAAGUUACCACUGAGUACUUGGACCUCUGUUGUACAAAAAAAGCUGUGCACUAUAAAAGAAUGUUACAUUACAGCAGCCACAUCUUACCUACAGCCUUUUACUUUAUAUGAAAUUGUGCAAGAGUAACUCAGAUGCUAUUGGGGCAUUCUGCUGUGUUACACUGAGUAAGCUUCACUCUGCAGACUGAAUGCUGUCAGUGGCCAGGGGGAAAGGUAUUCCCCUUCUCUUUGGAGACCCUCCCUUUCUUUCUCUGAUGCUGUGCAGCUGGGGUGUC
Athene cunicularia (burrowing owl) is the source of this 3139-nucleotide messenger RNA. RefSeq names its product armadillo repeat containing 2 (gene ARMC2). Gene Ontology annotation, molecular function: protein binding. Bases 3 to 2591 code for a protein of 862 amino acids. The transcript has 17 exons. Lineage: Eukaryota; Metazoa; Chordata; Aves; Strigiformes; Strigidae. The record is from RefSeq and is a predicted model, not a curated record. Gene Ontology annotation, biological process: sperm axoneme assembly; cilium organization.